Molecule: messenger RNA, 315 nt
Organism: Trypanosoma grayi
Lineage: Eukaryota; Euglenozoa; Kinetoplastea; Trypanosomatida; Trypanosomatidae
Exons: 1
Source: RefSeq, a predicted model, not a curated record
AUGAACCACCAAAAAAAAAACUACCCGCAACGAACCGUACAACAGCAAAACGUCCCUGCCACACCCAUUGCGCCCCGGCGUAAAAAACCCGACAGGUCCCCUUCAGCCCCGGAACUUUCGCCCCGCCCCGCGGGACACCGAGCGAAGUCGGCCGACACCGCGGCAAACCCAAAAACACCCAGGCGCCCCCAAAACAGAAGCCGGUCUGCCGCCAAAUUCGCGGAAAGAAAACGGCGGCGCUUCCUGGAGGCCGCCGCGCCCCGCGCCGAGAUUUUGCGCAAGCCGAAGCAGAGGGAACGGACAGAACAAAGCCCA